Messenger RNA from Acanthoscelides obtectus, 1701 nucleotides. The record is from the annotation of a GenBank genome assembly. Lineage: Eukaryota; Metazoa; Arthropoda; Insecta; Coleoptera; Chrysomelidae.
AUGAUAUAAUACUGUAGAUAUCUGUCGCUACGCUCAUAAAAAAAUUUGAUGGGAUGAACUGUUAUAAAAUCAGAGAGUCAACUCCACUCCUACCUUAAUUGAACUCCAGCUGGGUCCGCAGUCAGGUCAUGUUGAGAUGGUGUUCUUCACAGUCAUGGGUUAUCUAUUUGUAGCUAGUGUCAGUCUAUUGUGUCUAUUCUGUGUGGAUAAAUGGGUGAGAAGGUGGUUGUAUUCAAGUUCAGAACUCAUUCUAGGACCUUCUGCCCUACCAGUAAUAGGAUGUGCAUAUCAUUUUUUUGGUGAUCCCUCUAAUGUAUUGAGAGCGAUUAUAAGAACGAUCGACUCUUAUCAGGACAUAGUCAAAUUGUGGUUGGGCUACAGACUCCUUUAUGUACUGAAGAAACCAGAGUAUAUUGAAAAAGUAAUUACCAACCCAAAUGCUUUGAACAAGGACUUCUUCUAUGAGCCGUUAGUGUCUGUAUUGGGAGACGGUUUAGUCACCUUAGGAGGGGCUAAGUGGAGGAGACACAGAAAACUGAUAAACCCGUCAUUCAAUCAGAAGAUAUUAGACAACUUCGUGGAACUAUUCAAUGAAAGAGCUAACCACUUGGUGAAAAUAUUAGAAGAAACUGUUGGAGAAAGGAAUGUGCCUCUGUAUGAUAUAAUAGGAGCAUGUGUGGUUGACCUUAGUUGCCAAACAGCUAUGGGUGUAAACAUGAGCAUUGGAAAUGUUGAGAAACGCGUUGGAGAAGUUCUGGAAAAGUUAAAUGAACUCUCGACUGAAAGAUCUCUGAAAUUAUGGAAUCACAUAGAGGUAAUUUGGUUGUUGUCGGGGAAGAAAGCUCAAUUCAAUUACUACAUAAAAAGGCUUAGAAGUAUUGUCAAUGAGGUUAUCCAGAAAAAAAUGCAGGAUGAGGACUUGAAGGAGUUAAGAAGGGACGAAAGCGUGAUAGCUAACGAUGGAUAUGAUUCGAAAAGACGAGCCUUUCUGGAUAUCCUCCUUACACAAACGGAUCUUAACGAAAAAGAAAUAAGGGAUGAAGUGAACACUUUCUUAGUUGCGGCAACAAGAACUACAACUAACACUUUGACUGCUAUAUUUACCGUCUUAGGAAUAUAUCAAGAUGUACAGAGAAAAGUGUACCAAGAGAUUGUAGACGUAGUGGGUGUAGAGGGAGAAAUAAGGCCAGAACAUCUACAGAGACUAGAAUAUACUGAAAGGGUAAUCAAGGAAACUUUGAGAGUCUUCCCUGCAGUAGGCAUGUUCAGCAGAUACGUAGCAGAAGACAUAGAUUUAGGUAAUAACGUUAAAAUAGAAAAAGGAGCAUCAGCAGCUGUCCCAGUGGUGUACAUGCACAGAUGUGACAAGUUCUGGACAGACGCGAUGAAAUUCAAUCCAGAUAGGUUUUUGCCAGGAACUUCGAGUAGACAUCCAUACACAUACCUUCCUUUCUCUCAAGGACCUCGAAACUGUAUAGGAGGCAGAUACGUCACGAUGCUAAUGAAAGUGGUAGUCGCACUUGCAAUAAGACCGUUGAAGGUUUUCUCAGAAUACAAGUCGAUCGAGGAGAUUAGUCUGAAACUGGGUAUUCUCGUUAGGAUGACAGAUGGACCUAAAGUGUGGUUUCAAAGAAGAGUUAGUUAAUGUGUCAUGAAGUCACACAGUAAAAACUUAACACAAUAAAUAUUCUUAAAUAUUAA